UUUCAUCAAUUGAUCGACAAAAUGAGAUCAAUUUAUUUGAUUGCACUGUCGGUGUCGAUGGUAUUGACCAUCAAAUCGUUGGCCAUCAUUGAGUCGGAAGAUUUCUGUGAUGUAUACGCGAAAAAUGACUACAAAAUUGAUUUUGCAGUGAGUUUGUAUAAACAAUACGGAUAUCCUCAAGAUAUGAUACUGUUGUUCAUCGGUAAAACCUAUUGGAAACUAUCAUUUAUCGAUGGCAUCAUCGAUGGGUUGGUUACCAUCGACAGUAGAAGCGCCGGUAGAUCUGACUGGUGGUUUGCUGACGAGUAUAUUAUGGUCGGGUCAUACAUAACUGAUGCCAAUAAUAAUAAUAAGCAGCAAAAAGAUUCAGAUCAUCCAAUCUGUUAUAUCGUUACUCUACAGAAACAAUGGUUUAGCAUUAAUUGGUACGAAAUUUUCUGCAAUAAUAUGGGUUUGAAUAGAGUAUUAACAAAAGCAAGUCAUGUCAUUGACAAUGAUAUUGUGGACAAUGACUGGAAACCGGACCUAAUGUGGAUUAUUAUUAACAGAUCUAAUGUCCAAUGUUUUGCUGAUAAUAACAACUACCUGUGCUAUUGGAUUAAUACAACUGAUUUGUCACUUAAACGUCUGAACAAUUUUAGUAGACCUAAUUGGAUGUUUGGUCUAAACAAUAUAAUAACUAUUAGCCAACAAUAUACCAACUAUUGUAAUAAUAAUAAUAAGUAUAACCAUUGUAUGAAAUCAUCAUCAAAUGGUUAUUAUUUGGGAUCAAUUGUCUUUAUGAAUGUCCAAAAAACUAUUCAAUACUGUUUUACUGGCAAUUAUGAUGACUUUAGUUUCUAUCCAGAUAUGAGUAGUUUUAAGGAAAAUAAUUGGAGAGAUGAUCACAACAACAACAACAACGACAACAUAAUAGCUAUUACUGAACAAUAUAUUGACGAUAAUUUGGGAUCAAUUAUCUUUAUGAGUGACAAUAAAACUAUACAAUAA
Messenger RNA from Oppia nitens, 990 nucleotides. RefSeq lists its product as uncharacterized. Lineage: Eukaryota; Metazoa; Arthropoda; Arachnida; Sarcoptiformes; Oppiidae. The coding region runs from base 22 to 990 and encodes 322 amino acids. The transcript has 4 exons. The record is from RefSeq and is a predicted model, not a curated record.